GGGACCUCAAGGGCGCUGAGGUAUUGUCCACAGCCACUACAACUGCACUAUAUUGCCAAGUGAAUCUCUAAAAAGUCUUUAUCCAUCUUAUUUGCUCAUGCUAUCAGCACAAUUCUUAGCUCAUUGUUUCAGGACUUAUUAUUGCAUUUGCUUUCAUUGCUUUUAGUGUAUUGAUGCGGCCACCUUCCUGAUGGAGCAUGUCAAUAUUAAUACUGCAAAAUGGAAUCCCAAAAAUGCUUUACCCCUUGCGAUACAAUAGACCGUGGCUCUUAUGCGUUCAGUUCAGAUACUGAAAGCUCCUCCAACAAGAAACCACGCAAUAAUGCAGCUACCGGGGCAUCUGCUGCUGGGGUUCGUGCUCUCAGCGCGCAGUUGGUUGCAUUCUACUUCCGAGCGCCAAUAAAAGCAUUCUUUCGCACUCGAGUUGAGCAUUUGCUAGGGCUGUCAAUCCACACUCAUCUGAAAGCCGAUGGUCUCUCCAUACUACUACCCCAGGGCUACUCGUUCAUGCUGUUCGCACAUAUGGUUGGCGCUUUAUUCCAAAUCAGAUCAUGCCUCCCCUUUUGGCAAAUGCUGGGGUUGGUGCUGUGUUAUAUACAUCAUAUCUCCAGGUUCUUGGAGCCUUGUAUGAGCCAGCCUCCCGUGGGGUGAAGCGUAUCUAUCCACCUGCUAGUCCGUUAUAUACAUUUACAGCUGGAUUUGCGGCUGGAGCUAUUCAAUCGAUAGUGGCUGCGCCUUUGGAUGCUCUCCAGGUUCGUCUUCGGGCGAAUGACAUACUUGAAGGCCAGUAUCGGAGCAUGUGGCAUUACGGCCGACAUAAACUCAAACAGAUCGGCAUUCGUGGUAUCUUUGCGGGUUGGAGCCUGUCAUUCUUGCGCGACGCUUUCGGCUAUGGCGUCUUUUUCUCGUUUUUCGAGUACAUCAAAUCGCAGGCAUACUAUUCAUUUAUCACCGGAUACUAUGGACCUUUGCGCAUUCAUUAUGUGAACGAGCUGUUGUCUACUAAGUCCGGUGACCGCGAUGUUCCACUCAUCAAACCUCACUAUACUCUAGAACCGUGCUUUUUGAUGGCCGCGGGCGUUGCGGCAUCCAUAGCCCAACAAGCAAUACAGCACCCGCUAAGCAUCAUACAGAACCUUCAUAUUGCUCGACUAGAAUAUUUGGAUCAUCAGGCAAGCCUCCAUCCUUCCAGGCGACAGAUGCUACGUCUUUAUUAUCUUGCCUAUCAGGAGACAUACAAACGAUGCAGGAAGAGGGCCACGCGAGCUGGUGGAUGGCGCCAUUGGUUGUUUCGCGGAUUUGUAAGAAAUGCCAUUCGUCAAGUGCCGAGCACUAGCGCUGGAUUGGUGAUAUUUGAAUUGGUGCGUCGUAAAUAUGCCAGUUUGGCGGAUGCCGUGUAUAUUCAGGGAGAUGGAUAUGAUCUUCUCCUACCAUAGGGCCUCCUUAUUCCACGGAUAUGUCUUGGGAUGAGAAGACGGAUCAGAUGAGGGGUUAGUAACUGAAUAGUGAUCGUAUUAGCCCUGUGGCAGAUGACGCAGCCACAGUACUGGUAUAAAGACUGCGUCGUGAUGUCAAUUGACUGCCUAAUAUGAAAGCUAAUGUGCUCGUCAACCCCAGCAAGAAAAGGGAUUUUUACGAUAGCUGGUUCUCUCUGUGCGUAUAUAUUUCUCCUGCGAACAAAACAUAGUAUUCCCUAAGCCGGCACCCUGGAGGAGAA
Aspergillus pseudonomiae is the source of this 1717-nucleotide messenger RNA. RefSeq names its product putative mitochondrial carrier protein. NCBI's taxonomy places the organism in Eukaryota, Fungi, Ascomycota, Eurotiomycetes, Eurotiales, Aspergillaceae. Gene Ontology annotation, biological process: mitochondrial L-ornithine transmembrane transport. The record is from RefSeq and is a predicted model, not a curated record. The transcript has 3 exons. Bases 552 to 1436 code for a protein of 294 amino acids. Gene Ontology annotation, molecular function: L-ornithine transmembrane transporter activity.